Molecule: messenger RNA, 2639 nt
Organism: Xyrauchen texanus (razorback sucker)
Lineage: Eukaryota; Metazoa; Chordata; Actinopteri; Cypriniformes; Catostomidae
Product: brain-specific angiogenesis inhibitor 1-associated protein 2-like protein 2
Exons: 14
Coding region: 242-1495 (417 amino acids)
Biological process (GO): plasma membrane organization; actin filament bundle assembly; actin crosslink formation
Cellular component (GO): nucleoplasm; cytosol
Molecular function (GO): protein binding
Source: RefSeq, a predicted model, not a curated record
CAGACUGGCCAUCGGGAGAAAUGGGCCGUCAUGCAGAACAUGCCACAAAACAGCGGAUAUACAGAAAUGUAGCCUAUGUCACUCACACACAUGCACACUCGCACACACGCACGCACACGCGCACACACACACGCACACACACAAACAGGACAGGAGAGAGAACACAAGAGGUUAUCUGUCAGCUUGGUGUGUUUGUUGUCAGUGGAAGUUGUUUAUUUGUUUAUUUUGCUGCGGUGUCACGAUGUCAGGACAAAACAGUGAUCAACUGCAUCGCACUACUCUGGGCGUUUAUACAAGCCUAAUGGAGCAGUUCAACCCAAGUCUGCAGAGAUUGGUGUCUCUGGGAAACAGCUACAUUCAGGCAUUUCAAGGCCUUGCUGUAACGAGUGAGGCCUAUUUCAAUGCUCUUUCUAAGCUGGGUGAACAAGCCAUGCAGAGUAUGUCUUCUCGAUUGCUGGGUGACGUAUUGAUACAGAUCUCAGAGAGUCAGAGAAGACUGACCAAUGAACUGGAGGGAGUGUUUCGCCGGUUCCAUUCUGAAGUCCUCCAGGAGAUGGACAAUAAUGUGAGACAGGAUAAGGAUUACAUCUUGACCAGCAGGAGGCGUUAUGAAAUGGAAGUGAGAAACCAAGCAACCGCUCUGGAGAGACAGAUGAGGAGAGGUGUCCCACAGGAUUGCAGUGAGUAUGUACACUUUCUCAGAGAGAGUCAGAAUGAGGCAUUAAAAGAGGAAGAAAGGAGAUAUCGAUUCCUGGUGGAGAAACACUGCGGACUCACCCAGUCUAUUGCAUAUCUUAUGAACAAGACAUGGGGCAGUCUGCAGAACAGAGCAGAAGGAUGGAAAGAUCUGGUGAAUCACACAAGAGAAUCCCAUCCACACACUCCUUCACGACUGGAGGAUAACACAAUUGAUGACCGUGUUAGCCGCUGGGCAGAGCAAUCUCUGGGCAGAGUUCCCUCUAGAGGCCCCUCUCCACAACCAAGUCUUUCCAGCAACUUUUCGGGAUUGGCUGGAGGCAGAGUGAUGCGAGCAAUGGUGCCUCACCCUCCCACUGCAAACCCCACACUUCUGCCCUUCUCCCGGGAAGAAACCAUCACCCUACUCGCUCAGGAGCCAAGGAAUGGAUGGCUGUAUGGCCGAUCUGAUAGCUCUGGACGACAGGGCUGGUUCCCAGCUGCUUAUGUAGGCCCAAUGGAUGAGCCACCUGGACCAUUUGUCUCCAGCAGCUCUUUCAGAAGCAGCAGCAGAUUGAGCAACCUCCUAGACCAACCAGGGAGCAGACAUCACUACGUGGCUCCGCCUCCACCUGCGCCCCCUCCACUGUCAACAACCAAAACUAGCGAAUCCCGGCCAAUCACCCCCACUCCUUCAGCUAACAGAAGACAAGAUCACUAUGGGUCUCGACCAGCACUUUUCCCAAGUGGAACGAACCCAUUUGCCACAGUGAAGCUGAAACCCACCAAAACCAAUGACAGAUCAGCUCCACGGAUAUAAAGAAGCAUUUCGAGCAAUUACAGAUUAGUUUUGCAAGUUUUACAAAAUGUCAUUCAUUAACCAAGAUCGUUUUAUCAAUACAGAAGCAUCACAGUCAAUAUAAUGCAACUCGGCAAUGAUCAAUGACUGGAAUUUAAUCAGUGAGGCCUUCAGAAUUGAGGUGUAAGACAUUUUACCUUUAAAGAGGUCAUCAGUAAUUUCUAGUCUGCUGGGGGUAAUGCAAUAAGAAAUACUCUCAAACAGUAAAAUGAGAAGUGUGUUUGCAGACAUGAAAUCAUUUCCUGGGUUUUAUAUUCUGUGAUUGUGCUGACUAACCAGGAAAUGUAAAUGCAGGGACUCAUUAUUAAACUCUGAUGUUCAAAGUCAGCUUAAUUUCAAGUUCUCCCAAGAGCUGAGAUAAGAUGUCUUUGUCUUUUCUGGUCUUUUUCAUUUCGCUGUUUUCUUAUAAUUUAGUAUAUAAUUAGCAUUAUGUGAGCACAAGUGCUUUUCUUAAAGUAACACAUGUUGUCUCUGAUGCACUUUAAAAUGAACGCUGCUUUGUAUGUUAACAUUAGGGAUGUUUUAACUACAGUUCUAUGUGGUUUGACCUCUGGGACCCUGACUUCUCUGAGAAGUCGUCGUCGGUCUCUCUCCGGCUCUGUGCUUGAACUUUGUCUCUUAGCUCAGUUAAUUCAGCUGACAUGCCCAAUUAUACACUGCCCUCAAACUGGGUGUUCUGUCUGCUUAAGUGCCUAUAAAGUAAAUGUUCUUUUUAACCUUGACAGUAAUUGGUGUGACCCUCUUCUGAGGUGUCAAACCCAUUAGUGCUGCCCAUUUGUAGUGAUGUACAUGUCUUAUAUCUCAUCACCAUUUGUUGAGAUGUUUUUCGAGAGUAUAUUUUGUUUUAUUGAUGGUACUGCUGAAUAGUUAAAACAGAGCCAUCUGUAACUACUGUAUAUAAUAUCAGUGAUUGAUGUUAUAGUUAUGCUUGAUUUGGCAAAUACAGGUAAAAUACAAUGUAAAAUAAAUGUAAAGUUGAUUCUUUGUCUUUAAAGCAGUCAUUUAUUGAAAUACGUCAGCUGCAGUGUUUGGGAUUAAAUGUAGUGAUGCUAGUUAUUUAAAGUUGCACUAAAUUUUUUUCUUUCUUUCUCAUUAAAACAGUAAU